Messenger RNA from Hipposideros armiger (great roundleaf bat), 1213 nucleotides. It is a transcript of the gene EEF1AKMT2, whose product is annotated as EEF1A lysine methyltransferase 2. NCBI's taxonomy places the organism in Eukaryota, Metazoa, Chordata, Mammalia, Chiroptera, Hipposideridae. The record is from RefSeq and is a predicted model, not a curated record. The transcript is spliced from 6 exons. Bases 196 to 909 code for a protein of 237 amino acids. Gene Ontology annotation, molecular function: protein-lysine N-methyltransferase activity. Gene Ontology annotation, cellular component: cytoplasm.
GAGGCGAAGUCCAGCCCGGCCCCCGCCUGCGUCAGGGGACCGGGACUGGGGACGAAGGUGGAGCCCAGACCCCUCGCGAGCCGGGAGCAGUAGAGAGGGCGACCUCCCACUGCCUAGAGGCGCCAGCGCUAACGUCCGCUCUAUCCGCUCCACGUCUCUAUGGAGGCCGAACGGCGGUCUUAGGAGGCGAGCGGGAUGAGCAAAGUUAGGAACGGCGGCGGCGGCAACCCUGGGGUCGCGAUGCGGAUCGGAGGGGUCUGUCCCGGAGGGGAUGGCUUCGCUCCGUCGGCGCUGGGGACCCGAGAGCACUGGGAUGCUGUCUAUGAGAGAGAACUGCACACUUUCCAAGAAUAUGGAGAUACGGGAGAAAUCUGGUUUGGAGAAGAGAGUAUGAAUCGACUAAUAAGGUGGAUGCAGAAAUACAAGAUUCCAUUGGAUGCUUCAGUGCUUGAUAUUGGAACUGGAAAUGGUGUUUUCCUGGUUGAACUUGCAAAAUGUGGUUUUUCUAAUAUUACUGGAAUUGAUUACUCUCCUUCUGCAAUACAGCUUUCUGGAAGGAUUAUAGAGAAAGAAGGUUUAUCUAACAUUAAGUUGAAGGUAGAAGACUUUUUGAAUCUCUCCACAAAGCUGUCUGGAUUUCAUGUUUGUAUUGACAAAGGGACAUUUGAUGCCAUAAGCCUUAAUCCUGACAAUGCAAUUGAGAAGAGGAAACAGUAUGUGAAAUCUCUCUCCGGGGUGUUGAAAGUGAAAGGCUUUUUUCUAAUAACCUCAUGUAAUUGGACCAAGGAAGAGUUGCUAAAUGAAUUCAGUGAAGGAUUUGAACUUUUCGAAGAAUUGCCAACACCCAAGUUCAGCUUUGGAGGCAGAUCCGGAAACAGUGUAGCAGCAUUGGUUUUCCAAAAAAUGUGAGACUUUUCAUUGGACAACUUCGGUUAGCUUUUUAAAAGAAGCUCUACAUCAAAGUAAACCUGACACAGAAAAUGCAAGUGCAAAUAAAUGCUUAGUAAGUACACAGGAUGCACAUGUUGAAUAGCUAUAAAGGGUUGGUGAAAAAGUCCUGAGCUUGUAAGUGGCUGAGCUUUAGAGAGCAACCAAGAAUAAUUUCAAAUUUUCUUUUGUAUUUGAAAUGUAAAUAUUUUUCUUUUUGAUUAAAAAAUUUCCUGUAACUGCUGAACAGUUAAAAACUUUAAAGCAGUAAAUGAAUCUACAGACA